UGUGACGCGCUUUCCGUCGGUGUGGCGGCGGAAUUCUUGUUACCUGCGGAGAAAAGGAUUAUUCGAAUGAUGCGGCAGGCGAUCCGACCCUGAGCGGCUGCUGGCCCGCCGGGUUUCCCCCUUCUUUUCAUGUGCAGCCCGCCGAGCGGGCCGCCAAAGCGCAAUAUGAACCACCUCAGCACUAUGUAUGCCACCAAGAGAAGAAGACGGAACAGCAAAAGUGUCCGCGUGCCCCCGAAAGACGGCCAGACGAAAUCGAACCCGAGCAAGCGACAUCGUGAGCGGCUGAACGCCGAAUUGGACACCCUGGCCAGCCUGCUCCCCUUCGACCAGAGUGUCCUUUCCAAAUUGGAUAAGCUCUCCAUUCUCCGACUCAGUGUCAGCUACCUCAGGACCAAGAGCUACUUCCAAGCGGCGUUGUAUCGGGAUCAAGACAGGUUGCCUCAGGAACACAGCAUGAAGUCAAGAGAUCAUCUGUACAAUGACACUUUCGCAGAAGGAGACCUCAUCCUCCAAGCGUUGAGUGGGUUUCUUCUAAUCCUUACCUGUGAUGGUGAAGUCUUUUACACGUCGCACACCGUAGAAACAUACUUGGGCUUUCAUCAGUCGGAUAUUUGCCAUCAAAGCGUAUACGAGCUUGUUCAUUCAGAAGACAGAGAAGAAUUGCAGCGCCACCUAAUGUGGAAUUCGCAACUGCCUUCUGAUCGAAGCGCCAUCUCUCUCCAAGAAGCUUUAUCACCAGAUACCUGUCAGUUCCUGGAAAGGAAUUUCACUGUUCGGUUUCGAUGUCUCUUAGACAAUACCUCAGGUUUUUUGAGGUUGGACAUCCGGGGUCGGAUUAAGGUCCUACAUGGCCAAAAUCACAAGACGGAAGAGCCUCCCUUGGCACUGUUCGCCGUGUGCACGCCGUUCGGACCACCCUCCCUCCUCGAGAUGCCACACAAAGACACCAUGUUCAAAAGCAAGCACAAACUUGACCUUUCUCUAGUCUCUCUCGACCAAAGGGCGAAGCAGGUGUUGGGUUAUUCCGACUCCGAGCUCGCUGACAAGGGUUGCUAUGACCUAGUCCAUUAUGACGAUCUCGCUUAUGUCGCCAGUGCUCAUCAAGAAUUGUUGAAAACUGGUGCUUCUGGUCUCAUUGCCUAUAGGCUUGUAACGAAAACUGGAUCAUGGCAAUGGUUGCAAACAAGCGCACGGCUCGUUUAUAAAAAUAGCAAACCUGAUUUUAUCCUCUGCACGCACAGGCCUCUUAUGGAAGAAGAAGGUCGUGACCUACUGGGAAAAAGGACGAUGGACUUCAAAGUGACUUACUUAGAUGGUGGCCUUGGUUCCUUAACAGACCGUAGUGGUCUGCUUUCAGACAACGAUUUCGUUUUGCGGUGCCAGAGGUCGCGGAGGUAUAAAUCUCAGAUUAGAGACAUUAUUACCACCUGUAGGAAAAGAAAGAGCCCUGUGAACGGUCCUGCUGCAGCUCCAACUAUAGUAGGAGGUGCAUUGCCGGACACAUCUACUUACAUGGACGAUGCAGCUGCAGCUGCUACGGCAGCAGUAGUAGCUGCAGGAUACAAUAACGUGUAUCCGUAUGGAGCAACGGACAAUGUCAACGGCAUAGGAGCUUCGUAUCCCUCCAUGUCUCAAAAUCUGUUCACUGCUGCCAUAGACAAUACGCGGUUUCUGUCUGCGGAGAAUUUCCUCCACUACAGGCCAAUAGGAACUUAUUAUCCAGAUUACGCGGUGGCUCAAUAUCCAUCGAAUGGCUUUCUGGACGUUGCUGCUUCGGCCACAGCAGCUAGGACUUGUUUCGCUACUGGGCCCUUUCAGGCAGAUUCGGUCGUGAAUUCCAACCAUCAGUUAAAUAGCACCAAAGAGGACAAACUUUACCAGUGUCAAAUAGAAGCAGCUAAGUUCGGAAACGCGUCUCAUUCACCGCAACAAGUUUCUGGGAACAAGACGCCGACACCCUCUUCGUGUUGCGACACGACGGCCUACAUGUCAGCGAACGGGGUGGAUCCUCUGAGAGGAUGCCUCGUGAACAAUGGCAAUUCUGUGCAAUCUUCAUCAUCUCUUUUACCCGUCUCAUUAGAUCAUCACGAUAUUAAGGUGAGAGAUCUCGCAUGUACUAAUAACUUAUCAUUUCCUCUUCCCUCCAUAACCACCAGUGCUGAUUGCAUCAAUUCUGGACUUAGUUCUACCAAAGUAGUGAAGGCUGGUCUCAAUGGCACGCAGAGUAGCAUUCUAAUGACUAUCAGAGACCUUCCUUCUUGGCACAAGGAAGAGAAGGGAUCUUCUCCCUACGACAACAGCCGACAAAGUGUGCUGAUGUGGAACAAUAGUCGGGACAACCUUUCUGUCGAGUGUCCUUCGACGACGGCAGGCAUCGGUUUGUCCUCCUAUGACAUGAAGUUAUCCCGGUACUGUGAGAUUGGCGGGAAGCAGGAUGGUGAUAUCGGCAAUGUUGCCAACUCUCCCUGCAAGUGGAGUGGCAACGCUGCUGCCCCAAAAUCUGCUUCUCCUCACAACAGCACCAGCCCGGCGAGUGGGAAAGUUGCACCCCAAGUCACAUACAGCAACACUCCUUACACUCAAGAUAUGCGGCUAGAGCUUCCACUAGUGAGGUCUGACAUCAUCCGACCAUCUUCCGUCAAGCAGGAGGGAAACCCGUUGCUUUCCAUAUCGGAAGUGACGAAUACUUUGUUAGACCAUCAUUAG
This is a messenger RNA of Uloborus diversus, 2709 nucleotides long. RefSeq lists its product as uncharacterized. The transcript has 11 exons. Lineage: Eukaryota; Metazoa; Arthropoda; Arachnida; Araneae; Uloboridae. Gene Ontology annotation, cellular component: aryl hydrocarbon receptor complex; nucleus. The record is from RefSeq and is a predicted model, not a curated record. The coding region runs from base 130 to 2709 and encodes 859 amino acids. Gene Ontology annotation, biological process: regulation of transcription by RNA polymerase II. Gene Ontology annotation, molecular function: transcription cis-regulatory region binding; nuclear receptor activity; protein dimerization activity.